CUCCUCUCCUCCACCACGCUCCCACCAUGUCCGGCCGUAUCCGCGAGGUGUGGGCCUCCAAUGUCGAGCUCGAGAUGGCGCACCUGCGCGACACCAUCGCGCGCUAUCCCUACGUCGCCAUGGACACCGAGUUCCCCGGCAUCGUCGCACGCCCCAUCGGCACAUUCAAGGGCUCGAGUGACUACCACUACCAGACGCUGCGCUGCAACGUCGACCUGCUCAAGCUCAUCCAGCUCGGCAUCACGCUCUGCGACGAGCAGGGCAACCUGCCGCCCGACGUCUGCACAUGGCAGUUCAACUUCCGCUUCAGCGUCAACGACGACAUGUGCGCGCCCGAGUCGCUCGACCUGCUCCACAAGGCAGGCCUCGACUUUGAGCGGCACGACAAGAUGGGCAUCGACGUCGAGCACUUUGGCGAGCUGCUCAUCACCAGCGGGCUUGCGCUCUUUGACGAUGUGCGAUGGGUCUCGUUCCACUCCGGCUACGACUUCGGCUACCUGCUCAAGGUCGUGACGUGCUCUCCGCUGCCGGCGCAAGAAGCCGACUUCUUCGCGCUGCUGCGCAUCUGGUUCCCGUGCAUCUACGACAUCAAGUACCUGAUGCGCUCGUGCAAGACGCUCAAGGGCGGCCUGCAGGACGUUGCCGACGACCUGCAGGUCAGCCGCAUCGGGCAGCAGCACCAGGCUGGCUCCGAUAGCCUGCUCACUGCGAGCACGUUCUUCAAGAUGCGUGCGAAGUACUUUGACGGCCUGAUCGACGACUCCAAGUACCUCGGCUGCCUGUACGGCUUCUCGGCGCACGCCAACCGCGCCAUCGUCGGCAGCGUCUCUUCUAUCCCAGCCACCGCGACGCACACGUCCGAGACGGGCAUGACGCCGUCCAAGCCAACAGCGAGCGACCGGCAUAGCAACAACACUUUCGCCAAGGCGCCCAUCGGCAGCCUCGGCGAGCGGUGACACGUCCGACAGACAUCGACUCUCUUGGUUCUCAGGUCGGGCGCGCAGAUCGCGGGUCAAAGUGUACUUCUAGCAUUCCAGUGUAAUUCCAGAGCGCUUCGCAGCAGAGGCUCG
Messenger RNA from Tilletiopsis washingtonensis, 1070 nucleotides. RefSeq names its product CAF1-domain-containing protein. Gene Ontology annotation, cellular component: P-body; CCR4-NOT core complex; CCR4-NOT complex. Bases 27 to 956 code for a protein of 309 amino acids. Gene Ontology annotation, molecular function: poly(A)-specific ribonuclease activity; nucleic acid binding. Lineage: Eukaryota; Fungi; Basidiomycota; Exobasidiomycetes; Entylomatales. The record is from RefSeq and is a predicted model, not a curated record. The transcript is spliced from 5 exons.